AUGGACCACAGCGCGAUGCACCAUUCCGGCAUGGAUAUGGACCAUGGACACGGGGACAUGGAUAUGGGCGGGCAGUGCAAUAUGAAUAUGCUAUUCACCUGGUCUACCAAGGACCUCUGCAUCGUCUUCCGCCAGUGGCAUAUCACCGGCCCCUUCUCCCUCCUCGUCUCUCUGCUUGUCAUCGUGCUCUUGACAGCGGGCUACGAGGGCGUCCGGCAGCUCACCCGGAGAUAUGAAGCUGCGCAUGCACAGCAUCUGAACACUUUCUCUACAACAACAGCUACGAUCGGUAAGUACUUCGUUCUGUUCUGGGCUAUUCAACGUAUAUCUACGGUGGCAUGCUGGAAUCGAGCCCUCAUUGACGAAUCCGGUGUGCAAGGCAAUGAGUUCGCCGACGAGUCCGCCACGGCCAACCUUCCCUCUAGUCAAGACCCCAACGAGAGCUCACCGCUAGUUGUAGGUAGGGAUAACAGACGGGCCGUGGAGCAAAGAGGGAAAGUCACCCUUGCAGCCUUGUAUGCCGUGCAAGUGUUCUAUAGCUUCUUCAUCAUGCUGCUGUUCAUGACGUAUAAUGGGUUCGUCAUGCUUGCAGUUGCCGUUGGUGCUUUCGUCGGAUAUCUGGUGUUCGGAGAUAACCAGUCAGCCGCGAAGACGGUUGCUUGUCAUUGA
Molecule: messenger RNA, 669 nt
Organism: Aspergillus thermomutatus
Lineage: Eukaryota; Fungi; Ascomycota; Eurotiomycetes; Eurotiales; Aspergillaceae
Product: low-affinity Cu transporter
Exons: 4
Coding region: 1-669 (222 amino acids)
Biological process (GO): copper ion transmembrane transport
Cellular component (GO): membrane
Molecular function (GO): copper ion transmembrane transporter activity
Source: RefSeq, a predicted model, not a curated record